Molecule: messenger RNA, 6360 nt
Organism: Anthonomus grandis grandis
Lineage: Eukaryota; Metazoa; Arthropoda; Insecta; Coleoptera; Curculionidae
Exons: 4
Coding region: 69-755 (228 amino acids)
Source: RefSeq, a predicted model, not a curated record
CGGACUUUCAUUCAGUAUAUCCGUCUGGUAUUACAUACCAACCAGGACCUCCCGAUUCACACGAAGCCAUGAAUAAUCGAGAUUUUAGGCAACAACGCCGAAAAAGGAGCUUUGAAUUUAUAAUGGGACUAAUUAAUAAUAACUCUAAGUUUGAAGUUAUUAGGUCAGAUUCAGUAAUGAAACCUGAACGGAUGUAUAACCAGACGUCUUCUAAAAACCAAGACAAUAGUAACGCUACCAGAUUACUCUUAGACCUAUUGUCUAAGAUAGUAGCAUUUCCAGAUCACUGGCGGCAAAUUCAUCAAGUAUUAAGAAGCUUGGACCAAGACUUAAUAAGUUCAGAAAAUAUUUUAAGAAGCAAACAAGAAAAGGAGAAACAAAAUUUUCAUAUGGAACUAAAAAGGAAAUUAAAGGAAAAGGAAGAUGUGCAAAGGCUUAAUUCGAUUUUAACUACAACAACAAAUAAAUGGCCCAACUUCGACGAUGUUGAAGAAAACACUGUGCCGACCUACACGGAAGCUUUUAAAAAAGAUGAAAAAUUUAGUGAACGAUUUCAAUAUCAAAAAAAUUUUGCAUAUCAUAAGGUUACAGUUUCAGGCAAACCGGCGGCACAUCUAAAGAAAACCCCGACAGCUUACAUCGCAGUUUCUGCAAUAUCUGCGAAAUCAUCGGAGCCUAAAGAGGAUUUCCUAUUGGAAACAGAGUUGCAUCAGCUCAAGCCGUGGAAAAAUAAACUUUCGUCCCAAAAAGUCUAAGCGUAUACAGGUGAUUUCUUAGAAUAUUGUAGCUUAUAAAAUACAGAGGUUUGUUGUAAAUAUUAAAAUAGUUUUUCAUCUAUUACUUCACUACAGAGCGUUUCUGGAUAUCAUAUCAAUAUUGCUAAAAGCAAAUAAUUUUUUUUUAAGUUUGGGAAUAUUAUUUUUACUCGUAUGUUUAAUCAUUAAUCGUUUAACUUAAUGUUACAAUAAUAUUGUCUCUUAUUUAAAAUUCUAAUUUAAGAAAAUAUAGCUAAAAGUGUAUAUCACCGUUAAAUUUUUAGGAGGCCCUACUAGAGCUUCUUUAGUUUUAGGUCACACAUAUGUAUAAUUAUGUAAAAUAUUUAAGAAUGUAUAUUUUAUAAUACAUUUAGUAAUUAGUAAUUAAUAUCAAUUAAUAUCAUAAAACUAUAGAUUUUUCUAGAAUAAGAGUAUCUUAUAAUAUGUAAAUUUACUGUAAGUAAUGCGUUCAUUUUAUAGCAUUUCUAGGCAUGUAACUAUAAAAUAAGCAAGCUUGGCAUAUGCACAUUAUUGAUAAAUUAACACGUACAAACAGACUUAAAUUAUAUAUUAUUAUAAACUAGCUACAUUCCAAUAAAAACAUUUUAGUAUCAGUUUUGGGGGGUAUUUGAAUUUAAAGAUACGUUUUGCUAGAAGACAGCUGCCAGAAAUAAAGAAGAUAUCGUGAAUGUACGUGGACAACGCCGUCAAACAUGCUGGAAAGUAAAUAUUUCUGGGAAAUAGUUAUAUCAACAAGAUAAUAUGUACUUUUGCUAUACAUAUAGAGUCGGAAUACAUAAAAGUAGGUUUAAUAAAAUUUAUCUAGCAUGGAGACUCACUCUCCAGUUCAAAGAUUGCGGUUAACUUAAAAAAAAACCCUCAACUAAAGUCCUUCUCCUUAAAAUUUGAAGCAUGACAACUUGUAAAUUUCGGUAUUUUUUUAAAUUAAUUUCCUAUUAUUAUAAAUUAACCAUACCUCCAUGUAGUCACCGAUCGAGUUUAAAAAUCAUGGUAAUCAAAGGGUUUUAAAAGAGGAGGUUGUAAAGAAAAGUUGCUUAUUCAGUGAGCGAAGGAUGAUGUGUAAAUCAAUGUAAAUCCUUUUCUAUUGCUACAGUAAGGACUUUGUCUAGCCUGCAUUAUUCAAAUUAUAUUACUAGGAUGUAUAUUACAUUACUGAUUUUUAUCUAAGAAUAUAUUUUGAAGUUUACUGAAGAACAGCAUAAGAUUAAUUAAAACAGCAACUAUUUAUAGACUCAAUACAGUUCAUUAACUAAGCAAAGAUACGAGAAAGGUCUGAACAGUUUCCGACCUAAGGAAAAUUCAAAAAGUUUUUUCUUUAAAAUCAUUUCUCUAUAUAGUAUCAUUGUUAGUCUUUACACUUUUCCUGCUCCCAUCUCUUUAAGCCGUCCAUAUAGUGCUUCGUAAAAUAAUUGUUUAUAAGGUGGUUGCCUCCUCAUUUGGAAAAAAUCUCUUUUUUUGGAGCUAAAUCUAGUGAAUAAGGUGAAAAAAGAAGAAAUUCAAACCAUCAUUCAUAAAACAAAUAAGCUCAUUGUCUUCAUAAAACAGAUUUUUUUCCACAAAAAUGACAAUUUUUGGUUAAUUUCUGCUUUGAGCAGCUGUAGUGGUUUUUCUGGUUUAAAGAUCAUCGAUUAAUAUAACUACAUGACUAUCACAAAAAACAGUCGCCUCCACUUUCAACAAAUAGCAGCUCCUAGUUGGAAAAAGGGUUAGUUGGAACCAAUUCCUUCUUCACAAUCUGUGUUGACCGUAUUUUUGUUUUCGGUGUAUCCAAGUUUAGCAUACGAUUUUUAAUCAGCACCAAAACUCUGAUUUAUUACACCUAUACUGCUGCAACAGACCAACGAAAAUGUUGUUUUGAGGAGAUUUUUAGUCUAAUGUGAGCAAAUGCGGCACAAACACGUGGAUAGCAUCGUCAUGGUCCAUGUUCAUAACCUCUGCUAUUUCUCUCGCUUAAAAUCAACGUCAAUUUGGUGAAUUUUAUGAUUAUCGUCAGUGGCUGCACUAUCUGUGUUUUGAGCGUACAGCCAAGCUGGUACGGCUACGUUUAAAUUGAGUUGCCAAAAAUUUUACAUCUAGGAUCCAACUCAUUUUUCGUCGGCGUAAUCGUAUUUUUGUUCAAAGAAACAAAAUCAUAAAAGUACUCAAACCAUUGUUAAACAACAACUACUUUGAUUUUUUUUUAAGUUCCAUCAAAAGUUAUUGAGAUUCACUUCAACUUUACAAAUCAAUCAUCAACGGAUGUUAAUAGAGUAAUGCAGUAUACGAAAGCUAAUGUGGUCUACUUUUUUAAGAAAGUGGCAACAGCUACUUCCUUGUCCUUAAGCGACCAAUGCUGACAACUAGGUUAUCAAGGGCUAAAUCUGUUGACUUUCUUUGCAUUCAGAUCUCGCAAUAUAAGAGAGGUGCUCAUCAAUAAUCUGUUUUAUGUUUUUCAACAAAAAUGGUCUCGAUAAUUUUCACCCAUUAUUUGUAUGCCAGGCUGAUCCUAAUAGUUUUAUUAGACGAAGACAAAGGAUUUUUUUUCGUUAAGAAACCAUCCCAAUCCGUAAACCAUUAUGGGUCUAAGGUUGACCCUAUCUAGCCUUUCAUAAUAAUAAUAAUAAUAAUAAGCUUUAUUUUCAACAGGCUAGAAAUACCCAGUUACAGAAAAAUUAAUUAAAUAUAUAAAUGUACAAGUACGAAUGCAUGAACUAUAUUAGAUCCAUGCAACUAAACUAUACAAGAAUUGCUAAAUAAUAAAAUAAAAGGUGAGUUUGAGAAAAUAAAUAAUAAAAAAUCAACACUAAAUUAGAAUUAAGAAUUAAUUUAAAUCAAAAGAGCAGUAAAAAAUGAGUAAAUAAAUGUAUUCAAACUAAGUACUAAGUAACCUAGCCUCCCCCACCGACCAUACGCAGGUGACUCAAGUGCCAGAUUGUCAUGGUGAAUAUCACAAGAAUCGGCAAUAGUGUUAAAGUUUUGACACAUAAAGUGAAUAUGACUCUGGUUUAGAAUGUUGGACCUGGCUGUGUCAAAGUUAAAAGCUGAACAAAAACUAGAUCCUGGGCGUGGUAUAUGAAACCAAAUCCUUUGUAAAAGAGAUGGGCAGUCAAUUUUAUGGUUAAGUAAACUAAACAAGAGUUUCACCGAAUGCAUUUCACUUCUCUUCGCAAGUGACCGUUCAGUAUAUCUAGACAGCAGCAGGUUAUGGUCAAAACCCCUUGGAGGAUAGACUCCAUAAUCCUUAAAUGCCAAACAUUUAAGGAAUCGCCGUUGGACUGGUUCAAAUUGGUGAAUGUGCUGGUUGUAAAUGGGAGACUAAAUGAGGGAGCUGUAGUCCAGCCUGGAUCUAACAAAUGCAUAGUAGAGAGUUUUGGCAGUGGCAGUGUUCGAAAAAAGUAUGCAAAUUCUAAUAAUAAAGUCCAGCAUGCGAGUAGCUCUAGAUACAGUAUCUUCGAUGUGAGGAAUAAAAGAAAAUUCUUGGUCAAAGGUGACUCUAAGAUCCUUAAAGCAGGUAGGCAUUACUAGAAACUCUCCAUUGACUGAGUAAUUAAAGACAACUGAACUUUGGAUUCGAAAGUAGCUGGCCACAUUACACUUGGAAACAUUACAGUUAAGCCUGUUCAAAGUGCACCAAUGGUGUACAGUAUUGUUCUCUUGCAGUUGACCACAAUCUGCCAUAGAGUCAAUCCUAUGGAAAAGCUUUGAGUCAUCAGCAUAUGCUAACCGAGAGGGUGGAGAUCAAGUCAUUAGCGAAAACGUUAAAGAGAUGGGGGCCCAAGUUAGAGCCCUGAGGAACUGCAGAGAUGGGUGAAAAAUAAAACUAAAGAUUUCGAUCCCUGCAAACUGAGAGCGGUCAACUAAAUAGGAGUUAAGGAGCUUUAUCAAACGACCGGAGAAUCCAAACUGGCGUUCAAGCUUAUUUAAUAGGAUGAAGUGGUCAAUCUGGUUAAAAGCCUUUUGAAAGUUUGUGUAGAUAACAUCGAUUUGACCUCUAUCAUUAAGUGCUUCACACACAAACUCAGAGAAGAAUGCUAGGUUUGUAGUACAUGAUCCAUAGUCUCUCUAGUUUGUAGUACAUGGUCCAGUACAUCGACCAGAAACGAAGCCAUCUUGAUCGUUGGCCAGCAUGGACUUAACCUUGGAAAAAAUUAAUUUAUAAAGAGUCAACUCGAAUAACUUUGAGAAACUACAUAGAAUGGAUAUAGGGCGGUAAUUCUCUAUUGUUCCAGCAUCGCCCUUUUUAAGGAUAGGGCAAACUUUGGCUUGCUUCCAGAUAUUGGGAAAAAUACCUGUGAUCAUUUUUAGAUCUAAAGUAUGCUUUUUCUAUUUUUAUUGAUAAAAGUUCUAAAAACUCGAUGCCUGACUAUUUGAUGGACGUAUCCUACUCUAGUUGAAUAGUUGAGCGGGAACACACCGCUUUGGUUAAUUUUUGUACUACCCCAGGAUGUAUAGUGGGCAUUUGCAUGAACACAUAUAUUUGACACAUUGUAUCUUGUAUAGUAGGCUCUUCAUGUACGGGAUGCUGAGUAAAUUAAAUUUCUUUCCCAACUGCUCCUGGUACGAAUAUGUGAGCAGUUAUAUACUAUACCUGCAGUAGCCCUGCUGCAGUGGCCUGUAACAAGAAGGUGCUUAAUAUCUUUCCUGAUAAACAUGCUCUCCCUAGGGUUAGUACUAGAGAGAGGUUCAAUUAUCUUAGCAUAGAUCUGUUUAUUGUAUGAAAGGAAUGAUGUCUUGGCUUUCCUUCUCUCCAACUCCCGAGAGCAACGUUAACGCCAACUUUAACAGUUGGCGUUGCCCUUAUCUUUUUGUUCAUAUCGAGAAAAGAUAUCUGUGAAGCCUCCUUACCAGCGACAUGCAUCAAUGAAUCCAAAGUUAUUGAGAUGAACUGAUUAUUGAACUGAUAAUCAAAUCGUCGAAAUUCAAAUCUAACUAAUAUUUAAUUUUUUAUGAACACGCUUGUUGUAAUAUUUAUAUAGAAUUUGAGAAAAUAUUUUUUUUAGAUAAUUUAGUAAAAAUUAGGUUUUUUUUUUUAAUAUAUCUCAGAAACUAGGAGUGAAAAAUAGCUUAACUUAACUUUACUUAAAAGUAAUGUAUCCUUAAAAAAGAAAAUAACUAAAGUAAAAUCACUUUCGUUUCUUAGGGAUUCUUUAAGUAUCCAAAUUGCUCUGAAUUGCCAAAAUGGGCUAUUAUAUAUAAAAAACUUAUAUUUAAUAAUUUAUUAAGAAUUCCACUAAAAUCGUUUAACGGGUAAGCAAGACAUCUUAUUUUUUGUACAUUUUAAAUAUUAUUUUAUGAAGAAAGAAUUUAGCACUAAUUUGCUAGUCUACUGGUAUUUUCUUCGAAACUUUCAAGAACAUCAUAUAUAAAUGUAGCUACAUACUAUACUGUUUUUAGAACCUACCUACAUAUCUUAGCCGAACAAAAAUAGGUAGAUUUUUAUUCAUUUUAUUAAUAUGCUGUUAAUGAUGCAAGUAAAAUUUGUCAAAUAUGUAAACUUCCCUAGCAUUUAGUCUAAGUAAUUAACAAUGUAAAAUUGUAAACAGAUAGAAUAGAAAAAAAUAUUGUAGACGUAUAACGUAAAAGAACUGGAAUAUUUUUUUUGUAU